Messenger RNA from Heterostelium album PN500, 2829 nucleotides. RefSeq lists its product as uncharacterized. Bases 1 to 2829 code for a protein of 942 amino acids. Lineage: Eukaryota; Evosea; Eumycetozoa; Acytosteliales; Acytosteliaceae. Gene Ontology annotation, molecular function: protein binding. The record is from RefSeq and is a predicted model, not a curated record. The transcript is spliced from 5 exons.
AUGAGUUCUAUGAGGACAUCCUCAGGUAUUUCAAAUAAUAAUAAUAACAAUAGUAAUAAUAAUAAUACAGUUUCAAAUGUCAUUGUAAAUAAUGGAGUGACAAUAAGUUCAAGUCCAAACAGUUAUUCUGGAUUUCUCAAUGUUGGAAGUAAUAAUGUAAAUUCAAUAACCAAUAGUAAUAGUAAUAGUAGUAACAGUAUCAAUGGUAGCAAUAAUACCAACAGCAGCAGCAGCAACAACAACAAUUUUCACAAUAGUUCAAAGAUUAUUGAUGCAGCUCGUAAAGGUAAUGCAGAGUUGGUACAGAAGCUACUAAAGAAAGAUCUAAAGAAACUGAAUAAACGCGAUGAAAAAGGUGAUACCUGCUUGCAUAAAGCUGCGUUGUUUGGUCACGCAGAUUGUAUAGAGAACACCUCGUAUUUCGAUGAAGAGUCGUCAAGUGUCUACACAUGGAAACUCCAGAAAGUAUCGACGCUGCGUGAGCGUGCUAUCAGUCCGGUAUUCAAAGUUGGCCAAUGCAAAUGGAUGAUAGCCGUCUAUCCAAAAGGCAAGAGUGGAGGUGACCACCUUUCGAUCUAUCUAAAGGUUGCAGAAACAGUUACACUCAACAACAUACCGGAAUGGUUCUUUUUAGUAAAUUUCAAAUUCUCUGUUAUCAAUCAACGUGAUGGUUCUAAAUUUACCAGACAAGUGGAAGGAAAGAAGUUUAAAGCAAAUGUUGAGGAUUGGGGAUUUCCACAGUUUUUUAAACUCUCGAUACUAUACGAUGCCAAGAAUGGAUUCAUUAAUUAUACUGAUGAUUCUAUUCUGAUAGAAUUACAAAUGGAAAUUAUAAAUGAUUUCUCAAGAAAGAAAUUUAAAGAUAAUAUUAGUGAUUGGGGAUUAACUUUAUUACAUUGGGUUGCAUAUAAAGGUAGUUAUGAUGGUGUUCGUUUCCUGCUUUCCAAUGGUGCAAACCCAAAUGUUACUGAUUACAAAGGUAGAACACCAUUGGAUUGGUGUGCGUACAAUGGUGAUUUACCCACUUCAGAAAUAUUGAUUAGUACUGGAAUGGCCGAUGUCAACUGUAAGGAUCACGAAGGUUUCACUCCACUUCACAAAGCAGUGAUGAACGGUCAUCUUGAAGUGGCAAGACUACUCGUUAGAUACGGUGCUCAGGUUAAUGCAAAGAAUACCUGUUUGACAACACCACUGUCUCUGGCGAUACGUGUAAGCAGGCUAUGGUGUGUUGAAUCUCUUAUAAAGUGGGGCGCUGACAUCAACAUUCCCGAUAAACAAAACAGAACACCUCUUCACUGGGCAAUAUGUUUAUCGGAAUCAAGAUUACUUGGUUUAUUAAUUAAAUAUGGUUGUUCAAAUCAAUCAAAUAACAACAACAACAACAAUAAUAAUUCAACACCAAAUAAUCAAAAUAACAAUGGAAUUGAAUUGAAUAUCGAAGAUAUUGCAGAGACGUCAGAUAACUUUGAUACAAGCGAAAAUAAUGAAACUCAAAAUCAAUCUGAAGGUCAAGAGAACCUUGAAGAUACUGAUAGCGAUGACGAUCAAAAUGGUGGUAGAAUUGCAUUAAGUGGGUCACCAAAUAAUGUGAAUCCAAUCAUUAUCCAUCAAAACAAUGUAAAUAAUACAAAAGAUGAUAGAUCUCUAUCAAUACCAAAUACAACUAUAACAACCACUACAAACAACAACAAUAACUAUAAUAAUAAUAAUACCAUUAUAUAUUUAAACAAUAAUGAAUAUCAUUUCCAGAAUAAUCAUUAUGAAGAAUUCAUUGCUUCAGUUGUUCCACUGCAAAUGAAUGUAAGAGACCAAGAUGGAUAUACACCUUUGCACAAAGCGAUAUGGGGCAAAGGAAAGAUUUCAUUUGUAAAGAUCUUAUUGGAGAGAGGUGCCGAUCCAAAGAUCUGUACAAAAGAUGGAAGAAAUGCUGUUCAUCUUGCUGUUGCCGGAAAUGAAUACACUAUUGCUCAGCUUUUGAUCGAGCAUUCUCCGCAAUGCUUGCAUCAAUUUGAUGAGAAAGGCCACACUCCUCUACACAAAGCAGUUAUCAAUGGAAACUUGGUGAUGAUGGAAAUGCUCAUUCAACAUGGUGCCGAUGUUAAUCUAUGUAGUCCUACUCACCCCGAUGUAAUACCACUUGCCGAUGCAUUAAGAGAAUCCGAUAUCUCUUGUAUAAUAUUUCUACUACAGAAAAAUGCUGAUCCCAAAAGAUGUCAGAAAUCCUUAUUAAAUCUACUUUAUAAAAGAGUUAAAGUAUAUAAAAACAAAGAAAUAGAUCCAACGAUACCUAAAUGUACAUUAAAUAGCGAUAUGAAGUAUCUGUUAAAUAAUAUCAACUACAAAGAUAUAACGUUCAUUGUAGAAAACAAACCAAUAUAUGCAUGGAAAGGUUUGUUGUGUGCCAGAUCCGAUUAUUUUAGAGCAAUGUUUGAACAACCACUGAAAGAGAGUUUGGAGAACGAAGUGCGAAUUGAAUCGGUUGACCACAUAACAUUCCUACAUGUCAUGGAGUACAUCUAUACUGGUGAGCUCUCAUCAAAGCUGACUCUUGAAGAAUCGAUGCCUUUGUUGAUCGCAGCCAACAGAUUUAUGCUUCCACGAUUAAAACUACUGUGCGAAAGUCUUAUCACCAAGGAAUUCAACACUGACAACAUCUAUAAUAUAUUCAAAUUGGCUGACAUGCACGAAACAACACUCUUGUUGGAUGAAUGUGUUCGAUACUUGGCAGAGAAUCAUUUAUACAUACCUGAAACCGACGAUAUCGUAAAGAUACCAAGCUUCAGAAAAUCUGUUCUUGAAUUUCUACACGAUAGUUUGAAUAUUCAUUGA